Orcinus orca (killer whale) is the source of this 3946-nucleotide messenger RNA. It is a transcript of the gene ELL, whose product is annotated as elongation factor for RNA polymerase II. Gene Ontology annotation, cellular component: transcription elongation factor complex. The coding region runs from base 22 to 1863 and encodes 613 amino acids. The transcript is spliced from 12 exons. The record is from RefSeq and is a predicted model, not a curated record. Lineage: Eukaryota; Metazoa; Chordata; Mammalia; Artiodactyla; Delphinidae. Gene Ontology annotation, biological process: transcription elongation by RNA polymerase II; positive regulation of transcription elongation by RNA polymerase II; snRNA transcription by RNA polymerase II. Gene Ontology annotation, molecular function: cis-regulatory region sequence-specific DNA binding.
CGGGGGAGCGAUGGUCGCAAGAUGGCGGCGCUGAAGGAGGCUCGGAGCUACGGGCUGUCGUGCGGGCGAGUGAGCGACGGCAGCAAGGUGUCCGUGUUCCACGUGAAGCUCACCGACAGUGCCCUGAGGGCCUUCGAGAGCUACCGCGCCAGCCAGGACUCUGUUUCACUGAGACCUUCGAUCCGAUUUCAAGGAAGUCAGGGGCACAUCUCCAUCCCCCAGCCUGACUGCCCCACGGAGCCGCGGACGUUCUCCUUCUACCUCUCCAACAUCGGCCGUGACAGCCCCCAGGGCAGCUUUGACUGCAUCCAGCAGUACGUCUCCAGCCAUGGGGAUGUCCACCUGGACUGCCUGGGCAGCAUCCAGGACAAAAUCACAGUGUGUGCCACCGACGACUCCUACCAGAAAGCGCGGCAGAGCCUGGCACAGGCUGAGGAGGAGACGCGGAGUCGAGGCGCCAUCGUCAUCAAGCCCGGAGGCCGUUACCUGGGCAAAAAGGUUCAGUUUCGGAAACCGGCCCCGGGGGCAGUGGAUGCUGUGCCCUCCCGGAAGCGGGCGACCCCCAUCAACCUGGCAAGCGCCAUCAAGAAAACCAGCGCUGGCAGCGUUAGCGGGGGCAGCGGGGUGUCUCAGCGGCCCUUCCGUGACCGGGUGCUGCACCUCCUGGCGCUGAGGCCCUACCGGAAGGCCGAGCUGCUGCUGAGGCUGCAGAAGGACGGCCUGGCCCAGGCGGACAAGGACGCGCUGGACGGCCUCCUCCAGCAGGUAGCCAACGUGAAUGCCAAGGAUGGCACGUGCACGCUGAAGGACUGUGUGUACAAGGAUGUGCAGAAGGACUGGCCCGGCUACUCAGAGGGGGACCAGAAGUUGCUGAAGCGGAUGCUCAUCCGGAAGUUGUGCCAGCCACAGAGCUCAGGCGGCCUCCCUGGGGACCUUGCGGCCAACAGUCCUCCGGGCGAGCAUGGGAGCUCAGCCUCACCCCCUCAGAAACGGCCACAGCCUCCUGAUUUCAUCGACCCUCUGGCCAACAAGAAACCCAGGAUAUCGCACUUCGCCCAGAGAGGUCAGCCUGCAGUCAACGGGAAACUGAGUGUGCCCCACGGCCGUGAGGCCCUGCUUCCCACCCCGGGCCCACUGGCUGGUACAGACGCCCACCUGCCCCUGCGGCUGGAGCCACCACGGGCCCACGACCCCCUGGCCGACGUCAGCAACGACCUGGGCCACAGCGGCCGGGAUUGCGAGCGUGGGGAAGUGGCCGCCCCGGCACCUACUGAGUGCCUCAGCCUGCCCCUGCUGACGGACUGUGCCCAGCCCAGCAGGCCCCACGGCGCCUCCUUGCACGGCAAGUCCAAGAAGAAAUCCAAGAAGCACAAAGACAAGGAGAGGGCGGCUGAGGACAGGCACCGGCCCCGGCCGCCAGACCAGAUGUCGGGCCCCCUUGGAGCCCCACCAGUCGCCCCGGGUUUAAAUGGGACCUGCAGCAGCUCAAGUGUUCCCACGUCGACCUCGGAGACUCCCGACUACUUGCUAAAAUACGCCACUAUCUCCUCCUCGGAGCAGCGCCAGAGCUACAAAAACGACUUCAAUGCUGAGUAUAGCGAGUACCGAGACCUGCACGCCCGCAUCGAGCAGAUCACGCGGCGCUUCACGCAGCUCGAUGCCCAGCUCCGGCAGCUCUCCCAGGGCUCCGAGGAGUACGAGACUACUCGCGGGCAGAUUUUACAGGAGUAUCGAAAAAUCAAGAAGACCAACACCAACUACAGCCAGGAGAAGCACCGCUGCGAGUACCUGCACAGCAAGCUGGCCCACAUCAAGAGGCUCAUCGCUGAGUACGACCAGCGGCAGCUGCAGGCCUGGCCUUAGCUCAAGGCCACAGGGCAGGAGGCCCCACCCAGCCAGCCAGGCCAGCUCGCCUCACCGGGCUGACCGUUCUGGAUGGUGGGGGAGCUGGGGGUGAGGGGGAGCUGAAGAUGAGGAAACAAGAGAUUUAUUUGGAAAAAUAAACGUGAGGAAGACGCAUUCAUCUGAGCCAGGAACGCCGGCUUUCAGGGGAGUCCCUGCAGCCCUGGCGCCCACAGGUCACACAGACCCAGGUGGGGUGUCCACCUCCCCCGGGGCCCCACACACCUCCUGAGCAGCCUCCCCACCCAGAUGGGCUCCCCAAGAAGCCCACCUCCUCGCCAGCCCCCCCCCCCGCCCCCCAGGGGCUUCAGCUUCCUAUCAGUGAAAGACUCCAAGGCCGGCCUGCCUGCCUGCCUUUUCUAGUUUUAUACAAAGACAGCCACUUUUAGCUACUGCUUAUGAGACUUGAGUCUAUUUUUAUACGAAAGAGAAAGCAUCUUUUUUCUAAACCUGUGCCUCCCCUCCUUGGACACCCAGGGUCUAGGCGCUGCCCUGUGUCCUUUCUACAGUAUUACAGAUGCUCGGGAAGUUCGGCGUUGUUCUGCGAGCUCCAGGGCUCCCAGGAGAGAACCCGUGGUGGGCGGGCAGGGGUGCCUCUCCCACGCUGGUCUCCCUCACACACAGCCUCUCCCUGGCUCUAAGAGGGUGGGCAGCGCAAUGCGACCCCCGCAGCUCUAUUUGGAAAACUCCAGCUGGUCCAGGAGCAGCUGCUGGGAGCCACCAGGCCCGCCCUGCUAUUCCAGGCCCUCAGCUGUCAGGGGUCACUGGGAGUUUCUGUGCUUGUAGCCCGCGCUCUGCGGCAGCAGUGUCGGAUUUUAUUUUACUGUCUUCUCAAUUCUCCCCUUUGCUGCUGCUCUUCGUUUCGCACUGUUGAGACCAAGUGGUCUCCAUGCUGUUGACCUCGCCCCGCCCCUCAGCCCACUUGUGGGUCCUGGGGUCGUCUUUGCAGAGCCGCCACGGGGUUUGCACUCAGGGAGGGGCUGGGGGGUCGAUAGAGCCGGGGGCGGGGGGGCGGGAGGAAGAGUGAGCUCGGAAAAGGCGCCGGAUCCACCCAUUUUGGGGGUGCUGGCCCGAGGACACCCCAGUUGCUGCUUAGUCACUGUGCCUAGUCUAAUGUCCCCCAGGGCGUCAGGGGGCGUGCGCGUUUGUGUGUGAGGGGCCCCCGGGCGCGGUGCGGUCUAAAGCGAGCGUUCACAUGAAUUCCAAGCCGUGUUCAGCGAAGCCACCACUGGGGAAGGUUAUGGGGGGGGUUGCAGCCCACAGCCCAGAGGUCACGGGGGGCGGAGGUGCUGCCGGGAGCCGUAGCAAGGGAGAGCGGAAAUGCUCACGUAGACACGUCUAGUUUUCUGAGCUGUGGCGGUGUCUCCUGAUGGCUUCCCAAAGAGCAGGCACGCCUGCAUUGUGCCCACCCCACCCCAGAGUCUCUGUGGGACCCCUGGGGUGCCUGGAGUGCCGAGGAUGCUGAUCCUUUCUGUUUCAACAGCUGUUGUUUUGUUUCUCAUUUGGGAUAGAGAGGGGGAAGGGCUGAGCACACCCUGGGACCCCAGGUUCCCCCGACAGCCAUCUUGUACUCAGCCUGGACGUGCAGACUCAGGUGAAAUGGGAGCACUCAAGGAGGCCCCACCCUGGAGGGCCGAGCGGCCCUCUGCCCUGGGAUCCAGUUGAAGGGACUCUCAGUUCAAUUUCCUCCUCCUCAUUGUUUUUUAUUGUUGUUGUUUAUUUUCUCCUUUUAAGGAAUCAUGAAGCUAAGAAAAGUUUUGUGCUUUGGGGGUUGAUGGACAAAAGUUCUAGCUGAUUAAAUAUGGUCUAACUUAUUGAUACUGUUUUUUUUUUUUUCCUUUUAAUAUUGUACUGUGGAGAAAAACUUUUGAGCCAUGGAGUUGGUGUUUACAAGAACUUUUCACUUUUGCCAAAAUGUUACAAUUGAAAGGCAUCUGCAUCUUUAGUUUCCUAAUAUUUUCUUAAAAGAACUAGUGUCCUUUUUGUACACUAAACAGGUGAAUGCUGAUUUUUUUCAACCUAUAAUAAAUUUCACUGAACUGAA